Acipenser ruthenus (sterlet) is the source of this 2674-nucleotide messenger RNA. RefSeq names its product 3-hydroxyanthranilate 3,4-dioxygenase (gene haao). Gene Ontology annotation, molecular function: 3-hydroxyanthranilate 3,4-dioxygenase activity; iron ion binding. Gene Ontology annotation, cellular component: cytoplasm. The transcript is spliced from 10 exons. Lineage: Eukaryota; Metazoa; Chordata; Actinopteri; Acipenseriformes; Acipenseridae. The record is from RefSeq and is a predicted model, not a curated record. Bases 273 to 1136 code for a protein of 287 amino acids. Gene Ontology annotation, biological process: quinolinate metabolic process; 'de novo' NAD+ biosynthetic process from L-tryptophan.
AAAACGUUGUUUUCCGAGAAGCAACGUGAUGUGGACGCUUUGACCCUGAACCUGACAAAGCAUACACACACACAAAAAGAAACACGCCCCCAUCCCACUGCCAGCAAGGAAGGCUCUGCUGAAAACUGGUUUUGCUUUGACUGUCUUUUAAAUAGCUAACCGGGUCCUGACAGAAACACAGCCCCAGCCCUGUGAAGGAAACAAGCAGAAAGCAACGCAGCUUGCGAGUGAGUGCGCACGCCUUAGAGAACGAGACCGAAUCAAAACCAGGCAUGGGUCCGCUGAUGGUCAACGUCGACAAAUGGAUCGAGGAGAACGAGGCUUCGUUUCUGCCACCCGUCUGUAACAAAUUAAUGCACUUCUCCCAGUUAAAUGUCAUGUUUGUCGGGGGCCCGAACAUGAGGAAUGACUACCACAUUGAAGAAGGGGAAGAGCUGUUCUACCAGCUGAGAGGUGACAUGUGCCUGAAGGUGAUUGAGAACAACACACAGAAGGAUGUGCUCAUUCGAGAGGGAGAGAUGUUUUUGCUGCCGGCCCGGAUCCCUCACUCCCCGCAGAGGCAAGCUGGCACCGUGGGGCUGGUGAUCGAGAGGCAGCGACUGCAGAGCGAGACAGACGGGCUCAGGUACUACGUUGACAAUUCCACUGCCGUUCUGUUUGAGAGAUGGUUUUACUGUGAGAACCUGGGAGUGCAGCUGGCACCGAUCAUCAGCGAGUUUUUUAGCUCUGAGCAGUACAGAACAGGCAAACCAAACCCAGAGGAGCUUCUGAAACAGACACCCUUCCCUUUCAACAGCACCCAUGUGAUGACUCCUUUCUGCUUCAAAGAGUGGAUUGACAAGCACAGGCAGGAGCUGAGUAGGAGACCCUCCCUGGACAUGUUCGGGGUGCAGUUUGAGACAGAGACUAUGCUAUAUGGGGACGGAGAAAGUGAAGGAUGCAAACCCUAUGCAGACAUCUGGAUAUGGCAGCUGGAAGGCACGUCACGGGUGACACUGGGGGAAGAAAGCGUCACACUGUCAGCGGGAGACAGUUACCUCAUCCCCGGGCAGAACAAGUACCAGUGGAAGAGAAGUGAAGGCUGUAUUGCACUGUAUGUAGUACAGGAUCCUGAGAGAAAGAGACCACACUCCUGAAGAUGACCCUUCAGUCUGGAUCUGCAGAGACUGCUUCAUCACAUUCAACUUGAUACAUUCAUUACAAUAAUAUCAUUCAGGGCUGUGCCAAACUCGCUGCACGUACUCGGAAUCAUCUUUAACAAGUAUUUAUCUGCAGGUAUUCAAUAAAUCCAUUCGCUACUGUGUUGAUUUCAAAACAAGAAAAUCUGUCCUUCCCCCAUGUUUACAAUUGAGUACCAAUCAAUGGUUUAAAAGCCACAAUAGGUAUGCUAACGGCACCUGAGCCUUUCUAAAAGUGGGUGGCCAAGGUGGGGGUAGGUAUGAAGUAUUUCUAUGGAUAAAUGAAUCCAAUUUAACAACUGCUUCAAAUAUUGAAGCAGGUUAUAUGGGUAUUAAAGUUUACAACAACACUACGACAGCUACGACUGCUAAUAAUAGUGAGCUUGUUACCUGAAUGUCGGGCAGUGAGUGGUAUCUCACAAACACCGUUUAACUUACAAAAUAAAUUCAAUGUUUGUUUUGUAAAACAAACAAAACAGAAAAUGUCCAUGUACAGCAUUGAUAAAUAAUAUAUUGAUAUAGAAUAUUAAACUGCUGUCUACAGUAUUUGUUUAGCUUUAUAACCUAUGGACUAUUUUUUUUUUUUUUACAGUUCUACGGUUAUUUACAGCUCUGGAUACAAAUUACAUGAAAUGGUAACAAAUGUUUCAACAUGUUUCAACAGUUCUGUAGUGUUAUAAGAUGAUGAAUGUAGCAGCAUUCGCUACCUCACAUAAACUCGGCUUCUCUGUGCUCGUUCUCUCCCAUGUGAUUUGUUAAAAGCUUCACUGUUCCUCUGUAGAAGCUGGCAGAGCAGCGUGAGAAACGUUACGAUUACUGUCUGUCAACACAGUCCCGGUGUCGUCUUAAUCUGUGGAUUUAUUUGACUUAUCUGUGUCACUGUGUUUUGGAAGAACGAUGAGAUUCAAGGUAUUACAAAUAUACACAUAUAUAUAUAUAGAGAGCCAGCUGCCCUAUAUAUAUAUAUAUAUAUAUAUAUAUAUAUAUAUAUAUAUAUAUAUAUAUAUAUAUAUAUAUAUAUUAUUUCUUUCUUCUCGUUGUUAAAAGUGGGUGGGCAGGGACCCCCUGUCGUGGGCAUUGACUCGCUGGCCCACUCGUCUCCGGUGCCUAUGCGGUACGCUGGUAUGCCAGUAAGCAAUGACAGCGCCCUGGGUGAGAGGAAAAGAAUCUUCAUUGCCAUUGAUUGGUACGGAUUGUAAAUGUGAGGGAGGGCAGCUUCUCUUGUUUUGAAGUCAUUACGGUAGUAAAUGGAUUUAUUGAAUACCUGCUGAGAAAUACUUCAGUCAAUCCCGAGUAUGAGUAAUGUGUUUUGGCACACCCCUAGUAAUAUCCAUAUAGUUAAUCAUUCCUGUCCAGUAAUUCUGUACAAAAGAUACAUUAUUGUAAAACAUUCUUUUAGAUGCUUUUUGUAUUACUUUUAUGAUAUGUGAUGAUAUAUUAAGAAAACAGUAUGUUUUAAUAUACAGUAUUAAAACAAACAAUUCAUGCAAAAUGAA